CCACACUCCCCAAACCACACAUAAAACACCACCCACAUCCAAGUUAUCCUCAACACAAACAGUUUCUGGUCUCUGCCUUGGUUGCUAUUUACUCUUAUUCCAUCUUCUACACUUUUGCACCACCACUAAAACCAUGACAACCAUGACACCAACCCUCUCAGGAACCAUGGCGAGCGCGUCCUUUGUCCGGAGACAGGCAACUAGCACAAGCCUAAGGGCAUUCCCUAACUCGGGUCAGGCUCUAUUCGGUGUGAAAGCUGGACGUGGAAGUCGUGUAACUGCGAUGGCCGCUUACAAGAUAAAACUCAUCACUCCAGAGGGAACUAAAGAGUUUCAAUGCCCAGAUGAAGAAAUCAUUCUUGAUAAAGCAGAGGAAGAAAACAUUGACCUUCCUUACUCAUGCAGGGCUGGUGCUUGCUCUUCAUGUGUUGGAAAAGUUAUAGAAGGGAAAGUUGAUCAAACAGAUAAUAGUUUCCUUGAUGAUGAUCAAAUAAAUGCUGGGUUUAUUCUCACAUGUGUUGCUUACCCUCGUUCCGAUGUUGUUAUUGAGACACACAAGGAGGAAGAACUCUCUUCUUAAACACGAAAUUUAUGUGUGUGUGCACACGCACAAAUUUUUUCUAUAAAUUAAUAUAUUUAUGGAAUUGCUACUAGCCUAACUUUAUCUAGUUGUUCUAUGUUGUGUUUUGAUUUUGUUUACGUUUUUGUCAAGAAUGAUUUUGUUAACGUUGUUGUAGUUGUAUGAUAAGUGAGAAGUUUUAGCUUGAAUCUCUUUCGUUUUUA
This is a messenger RNA of Cicer arietinum (chickpea), 783 nucleotides long. Its product is annotated as ferredoxin. NCBI's taxonomy places the organism in Eukaryota, Viridiplantae, Streptophyta, Magnoliopsida, Fabales, Fabaceae. Gene Ontology annotation, biological process: electron transport chain. The record is from RefSeq and is a predicted model, not a curated record. Gene Ontology annotation, molecular function: 2 iron, 2 sulfur cluster binding; electron transfer activity. Gene Ontology annotation, cellular component: chloroplast stroma.